CAAGUUUUCAUGUGAAAAAAAAAAACUUUGACAACUCCUUAGACAAAAUUAAUAUAAAAAAACAAAUACUCGAGUUUUUAAAAAACUUUUUGUUGUUAAAUUCAAAUUACCAAUAAUCUAUUAAUUGUUUUACUUAAUUAUUAAAAAUUUAAUUGAGUUUGUGAUUUAAAAAAUGGUGAGUGUUAAUAAAGAAAUAGUUGAUGACCUAAGAGAAAAGUAUUUAAAGGUUAGAAAAUUACUUGACGAACCGCAAGAUGAUAAUCCCGAGGGACCUGAUUGUCAAACUAAAAAUAAAGCCGUGAGUAUAUUGAAAGAAAUGCAAAUGAAGCUUGAAAAUGUGAUAAAUAAUUCUGUCGAGCAAGACAUAAAUAUAAUAGCGAUGCUGUCAAUAGUUUGGUUGAAUAUAGGAAUUAUUUUAAUUGACAACGAGGAAUUGAAAGAUGCCGAGGAAAACUUGAUGCGUUCAAUUGAAAUAUUGAAGGGCCAUGAGUUGGAACCUGAGUGUAUUCUGCCUUCUCUCAGCGCUUUCAAUCAGCUGGGAAUUAUUUGGUUUCAAUGGAGUGAGUAUGAAAAGUCUAAAGCAUUUGUUGAAAAAUCCGAAAAAGUUUACCAGGAUUUCAAGAGCAUUGACCCGGCAUGUGAACCCCGGGGUAUGUCUGAAUUAUUUGGUAUCGACAACAGCGAAGAACCGACACCUAAAAAUGUUUUAGAAAAAUUACAUACACUUACUCUGUAUUACAUUGCACAGAUUUACGGUAUUUGUAAAGACCAUCAGCGUGCUGCCUUCUACUGUCACAUGACUCUGCAGAGGCAGCUGGAGCUAGACGAUCUUGAUUACAUUGAUUGGGCUCUAAAUGCAGCGACAUUGUCCCAGUUUUUUAUGGAGCGCAAACAUUUUUCGCAAGCACGUCAUCAUCUAGCAGCAGCUUCGCAUAUUUUGAAACUAUACGAGAACUCUUUGGUUGAUGAUGUUGGUGAAAAUAGUAAUGAAGAACUUAAAGCCGCUAAAUGGGAGCAGUUUCGUCAUCGGAGUGCUGAUGUAGCCAGAUGCUGGGCCAAGUAUGGAAUUUUAUUGAUGAGUAUGUCGCGAGAUCGCUUGAUUGAACUUGCUGACAACAUUGACGAUGAAAAAGCUCCCAAAGACGACAACAAAGCUGAAGAUUCGGUGGACAUUGAAACGCUCGAGAGCAUGAAGUUUAAGAAACUUGAAGAACCGAUUCAGUCGAUCGCUGAACAAAUAACUGAUCAAUAUUUACUAGACUUCAAUGAUGCUAAGAAAGUGUUUCUCAAUGUUCAGCAAUGGCUGGAUCAAGCUAAAAAAUUCUAUGCUUUGGAGACCCAUGCGUCGGAUUACGUCCACAUCAUGCAGGACAUGUCCCAGGCUUACAAAUAUCUGACAUUUUUCGAGGAGAAUGAAGACCGUCAGGCUAAAAUGCACAAACGAAGAGUGGAUAUACUCGAACAUGUUAUUAAAGAAUUGAAUCCACGUUAUUAUCAGUCUGAAUGUCGGCAGCUUUGGAUCGAACUCGGCGAAACUUAUUCCGCGAUACUGGAUAUUAAAUUAGACAAACUCCGUAGCUCUGAUGAUCGGCCUACACCACACGCUUUGACUAAAAUAAAUCAAUUGAGUAGAUCAGCAAUUAAAUAUUACCAAAGUUUUCUAGAUUCACUUAAAGAGUCCGAGUCAUCACCGCCACCCAAAGAAUUUCCCGAGGAAAUGGUUCGUCCUGCAUUGUUCGCUUACUUUCACCUCGGGACUCUCUACAAUAAAUUAAUAACUCCCGACAAAAAUGCCCAAAUUGAAAAUAUUAUGAACAGCAUCAACGCCUACAACUUUUUUGUCAACUACUGCAAUACUCACCCUCAAGCCGCGGAGUUUAUGAAAACAGAAUUGAAUGUUUGUAAAGAUCUAGCAAAUUUAUUGCCGCUUAAAUUAAAUAAACUCAAGCAAACGCUAUCGGCACCAUAAAAAACACUUUUUUUGUCGUUUAUUUUUUUUCUUUUUUUUUUUUUUGUUGUUUU
Microplitis mediator is the source of this 2022-nucleotide messenger RNA. RefSeq names its product KIF-binding protein. The transcript has a single exon. The coding region runs from base 173 to 1969 and encodes 598 amino acids. The record is from RefSeq and is a predicted model, not a curated record. Lineage: Eukaryota; Metazoa; Arthropoda; Insecta; Hymenoptera; Braconidae. Gene Ontology annotation, molecular function: protein binding.